ACAACGAUAACACCAUACCCUAACAAUGCUUUAAUUAAAUCUCUUGAUAUCUUUGAUGCUCGCUCUAUAUUUUCCCAUCAGUACCCAUCUUUUGACUAGGAAGAAGCAUUUGAGAAAAUUCGAAAGCAUGCAGGAGAUGAAGGAGGAGAAGCACAUGCACAUGCAACGCAGCGAGAGUAUGAGACUAAAAGAGAAGAAGGUGAAAGAUUUGAUGGUGGAGAAGAGGAGGCUAGUGGAGGUGCCGUACACGGCGUCGUUGGCACACACGAUGCACACACUCGUGGCGAACAAGGUGGCGGCGGUGCCGGUAGCGGCGCCGCCGGGGCAGUGGAUCGGAGCCGGAGGGUCGAUGAUCGUUGAGUCUGAUAAGCAAACCGGGGCCGUAAGGAAACAUUACAUAGGGAUGGUGACGAUGCUUGAUAUUGUGGCCCACAUCGCUGGUGAUGACCACUUGAGUUGUGGCGAUAAUGUAACAGAAGACCUUGAUCAAAAGUUGUCUGACCCGGUCUCUUCCAUCAUUGGCCACUCCUUUGAAGGUCUUAGUUUGUGGACUCUCAAUCCUAAUACCAGUCUGUUAGAUUGUAUGGAAGUGUUGAGCAAAGGGGUGCAUCGUGCUAUGGUACCUGUCGAUGGGCAAGAACUAGAAGAGAACGUGUCAGCUGGGGUUGAACUUGUGGAGUCUGCUUCGAGCUAUCUAAUGCUGACUCAGAUGGAUGUGCUUAGGUUCUUGAACGAUCGUGCUCGUGAGCUACAGAGCAUUCUGUCACGUUCUGUUCAAGAUUUGGGAGCCAACACUGAACAGAUUUAUGCCAUCACUGACCGCACAAAACUCGUCCAUGCCAUCAAGUGCUUAAAGGCUGCUAUGCUAAACGCUGUUCCUAUCGUUAAAGCCUCUAAUGUUGGUGAAGAUGAUCACAAACAGCAUAUAAAUGGAAGAUGCAGGAAGCUUAUUGGUACAUUUUCAGCAACUGAUUUGAGGGGUUGCUACUUGGCCACGCUGAAAUCAUGGUUGGGAAUAAGUGCAUUAGCGUUCACCGAAGAAGUUGCAUCGAGUCCUUUGUACAGGGAAUCAGACAUGCAGAAUAGAGGGUACAGAAGGGAGCUUGUGACAUGCUAUGGUGAAUCACCCUUGUCUGAGGUAAUUGAAAAGGCAGUGACUAAGCAUGUUCAUCGAGUUUGGGUGGUGGAUCAAGAGGGUUUGCUCGUGGGGGUUGUGUCACUUACUGAUAUAAUCAGAGUUAUAAGACACUAUCUGCUAUCAGAUUCGGAUGAUCUGUGACGACUGACGAGCGUAGUUUUGUCCCAUGCAUGUUGAUUGUUGGAGCCUUAGUUUAUACUUUAAUUAUAAUGAUACUAGAACUGAGCAUUUUGGAAUGCUAGUGAACUGUGUUUUUGUAUCGAAGGUGUGAGGUACAGUUCAGUAUCGUCAAAAUAAGUCUGCAUCUUCUGUUACAAUGUAUUGUACACAGAAACACUUAUGUUUGUGAACCUAAUCUAUAUUUAUAGACACGUUUCAUCAGGUGUGCA
This is a messenger RNA of Cajanus cajan (pigeon pea), 1527 nucleotides long. Its product is annotated as SNF1-related protein kinase regulatory subunit gamma-like PV42a. The record is from RefSeq and is a predicted model, not a curated record. Gene Ontology annotation, cellular component: nucleus; cytoplasm. NCBI's taxonomy places the organism in Eukaryota, Viridiplantae, Streptophyta, Magnoliopsida, Fabales, Fabaceae.